Lodderomyces theae is the source of this 780-nucleotide messenger RNA. It is a transcript of the gene DAM1, whose product is annotated as Dam1p. The transcript has a single exon. Gene Ontology annotation, cellular component: mitotic spindle polar microtubule; mitotic spindle; DASH complex. Gene Ontology annotation, biological process: mitotic sister chromatid biorientation. Bases 1 to 780 code for a protein of 259 amino acids. NCBI's taxonomy places the organism in Eukaryota, Fungi, Ascomycota, Pichiomycetes, Serinales, Debaryomycetaceae. The record is from RefSeq and is a predicted model, not a curated record.
AUGUCAAAUUCGAGACCUACUACGCCAAUUGGGGACAGGAGGCAGUCCAAUAGGCGUCAUCUGAGAAGGUCGUCCGGAAUCCCGCUUCCGUCUCCAUCACCACACCAUUAUCCCAUUGAUCCUGACAACCUUCCCAUGGACUGUCCCGAAAUUACAUCCAAAUUUAGGGACUUGGCAGAUGGAUUUGAGGACUUGGAUGUAAAUGUCAGAGACUUAAACCACAUACAUGAUGCUGUUUCAAAUCAGUUCAAUGAAUCCUUUGCGAGCUUUUUGUAUGGACUAUCCAUCACAAUGUGGUGUGUCGACCUCCCCAAGUGCCCAUCACAAAAGGCAUGGCAGAGGCUACAGAUGAGGAAAAAGAAGAAAGAGCAUAUUGCGGAGUUGAGGAGGAAAAUCGAAGAUGCCGAAAAGUUGAAUAUUGAGUUGAAGGAGAAAUUAGUUAAAGAAACUAGACCGGUGUCGCAAUCACGCUCGCUGUCUGCGCGUCUCCCCUCGUCGAGAAGGUUACAUGCAAAUGAUGAAAAUGCACAUCCACGCGGAAAUGCCAUGAGAAAGCCAAAUAGCACCGCCACCAGAGUGUCUAGGAUACCUCAGCCUGUGAGAGCCUACCAACCUAGUAUUCAUUCAAGUAGUCAUGGACCAAAUUUGAACCAGCCGCCAAGGUACAUGCGGGGUCUUUUCGAUAAUAGUGGAGCGGCAACAUCAAUAAGGAAAAGCAAUGCACCACCCCAAACCACACAGCAGACACAAAAAUGGAAUCAAAGACCGCCAUUCAGAUAG